Rhinopithecus roxellana (golden snub-nosed monkey) is the source of this 2631-nucleotide messenger RNA. RefSeq names its product solute carrier family 66 member 2 (gene SLC66A2). Gene Ontology annotation, biological process: phospholipid translocation; retrograde transport, endosome to Golgi. The transcript has 7 exons. Gene Ontology annotation, cellular component: endosome; trans-Golgi network. The coding region runs from base 230 to 1303 and encodes 357 amino acids. NCBI's taxonomy places the organism in Eukaryota, Metazoa, Chordata, Mammalia, Primates, Cercopithecidae. The record is from RefSeq and is a predicted model, not a curated record.
ACCCUACCCCGCGCGCUCUAGGACCCGGCGGCGUCGCCCAACAGCUCCGGCGUGGGCGGGGCCCGGCAUUGUGACGCCGCGGGGCGGGCUUUCCCGGCGACCGAGCGGACGGACGCUGAGACGCGCGCGGGCCCAGAGGCCGCAGGAGCGCGAGGAGCUGCGAUGAGCAGGCGGCCGGUGGCCCGCGGGGCACGGAGCUGGUGACAGCCUCGGCCAGGCGGGCGCUGCGAUGGAGGCCGAGGGCCUGGACUGGCUUCUGGUGCCACUGCACCAGUUGGUGUCCUGGGGCGCGGCCGCAGCCAUGGUCUUCGGAGGGGUGGUGCCCUACGUCCCGCAGUACCGGGACAUCCGCAGGACGCAGAACGCCGACGGGUUCUCCACCUACGUGUGCCUGGUGCUGCUGGUGGCCAACAUUUUGCGGAUACUCUUCUGGUUUGGAAGGCGCUUUGAGUCCCCACUGCUGUGGCAGAGCGCCAUCAUGAUCCUGACCAUGCUGCUGAUGCUGAAACUGUGCACUGAGGUCCGUGUGGCCAACGAGCUCAACGCCAGGCGCCGCUCCUUUGCAGCUGCAGAUAGCAAGGAUGAAGAAGUCAAGGUCGCCCCCAGGCGGUCCUUCCUGGAUCUGGAGUCUCCAUGUCCACGAGGUGUCUCCUGUGUCCUCCGACUUCUCCAGACUGAACUUAGAGAUCUCAUUUCCCACUGUCUGAGCCACCCCAGACUUCGACCCCCACCACUUCUGGCAGUGGAGCAGCUUCUGGGACUAUGUGCAGUGCGUCCUGGCCUUCACGGGCGUGGCAGGCUACAUCACCUACCUGUCCAUCGACUCCACCCUGUUUGUGGAGACCCUGGGCUUCCUGGCCGUGCUGACCGAAGCCAUGCUGGGCGUGCCGCAGCUUUACCGCAACCACCGCCACCAGUCCACGGAGGGCAUGAGCAUCAAGAUGGUGCUCAUGUGGACCAGUGGCGACGCCUUCAAGACGGCCUACUUCCUGCUGAAGGGCGCACCUCUGCAGUUCUCCGUGUGUGGCCUGCUGCAGGUGCUGGUGGACCUGGCCAUCCUGGGGCAGGCCUACGCCUUUGCCCGCCACCCCCAGAAGCCGGCGCUGCACGCUGUGCACCCUGCUGGCACCAAGGCCCUCUGAGAGUGAGGAGGACAAGGAUGUGGGCCAGCCAGCCACAGGCACUGGUGGGUGCUGUGGCUGCUGCAGGUGUGGGCAAGACGGGGUCCAGGUGUUGGGGUCUCCAGCCUCUGUGGGAUCUCUCUGGGUGGGCGGUGGGGGUGGGACAGCCAGGGUGGAUCUGAGCCCAAGGGUUUCGGAUGUUUUUAGGGUGAUAUAAAAAGCAAGUGUUUUUCCCGUUUCCUCUUACGAAACACCGUCUGAGCCCGAGGUACACACAGGGCAGCGGAAGGCGGCCUGCGGGAACCUGCUCCAGGUGGACCCAUGGGCCAGCAGCCGCAAACCUUGAAGCUGGGGUGACCUCAGGAGACCCUGCAAGUCCUGUGAGCGGAGCCAUUGACCCCGCGAGACCCUGGCCAGACACCCUGCUUGGACUGGGGUGGCCUCUGCUGCCCAGGGGUCUGGCACCGGGGAGGGCCGGGGCUUUCUCUGCCUGGUACAUGUGGAAAGGCGGCUGUGUGGACGCAGGGUCACUGUGCUCCUGGUUUUCUGGCAGUUGGUGUUUCCUGGGCCUUGAGAGCGGCUACCAGGCCUGGACGCCGCGGGGCUAUGCUGUGUCCAGCCCUGCUGAGCAUCACCAGGCGUAGCUCACGCUGCUCUUGUUAGAGCCUCUGGUCCUCAAGUCCUUGGGGACGUGGCAGAUGCCAGCGACCAUCAGACAACGUGGAGGCCCUCAUGGGCGAAGGCUGCGGGGGCCGUGCCGAGGCUGUGCACACGCAGCCUGCACGCCACCCUUGGGCUCCACUGGCAGAGAUCCCCUUCCUUCUGGACGCUGACUACACUUCCGGAUACAGCGUUGAUGUCCAUUUUCCAGGAGAGGCGGCCACGGGUCCAGGGAGUGGAGGGGCUGCCCCUGCCACGCAGGUCCUGGCCGAUGGCCCCUCACCCUGCCGUCCUGGGCUUUUGGCCUGAAGCAAAUUCCUGAGGGGGAGUGCCGGGGCCUACCCCCUUGUGCUGGCUCCCACAGUUUCGCUACAGUGGGAGCUGCCAGUCUGACCCUUGUCACCCCACGCUCUGCCCCCACCCCGUUUUCAGUUUAGCACGAGGUCACACUGUGUCAGCAGCCCUGCACUGACUGCAGCCGGCCCCCAGUCCUCAGAGUUCUGGAUGCUUCUGUGCGGCUCCAACAGGCAUCGUCUUCCCUUCCGCGGGCGGAGGGGCCGGUUCCCGCAGGCACCUGAGCUCUACACUGGGGCCGUGGCUGUGGCCAUGAGAAGAUGUUCCACGCUGCUGCCUUCUGAGUUUCCCUCGGAAACACUCUUGAAUGUCUGAGUGAGGGUCCUGUUUAGCUCUUUGGCCUGUGAGAUGCUUUGAAAAUUUUUAUUUUUUUAAGAUGAAGCAAGAUGUCUGUAGCGGUAAUUGCCUCACAUUAAAAUGUCACCGAUUGCAGGCGCGGUGACUGCUGAAUGUAUCCCGUGUGGUGACUUGGAAUCAAUAAACCAUUUGUGGAUCC